UUUCUGGGUUUCAAUCUCCCCAUUUUCUUCUUCUUAUUGUUGUUGUUUUGAAUGUUAUUUCUUUUAUAUUUGUUUUACAAUUCAAAUCCCAAAAUGGGUUCUUGUUCUUCUCUUUUUUUGUUGUUUUAUAUCACUGCUAUCUAUUCAAUAAGCUGCGCUUUUGGCUCUCCUAUUUGCUCCCACGAAUCCGAUGUGUUCAUAAAAAAUCUUAGCUUCCAAUGCUCUCCUACGAUCUCUCCAAUUCCUCCUCUCGAGGUGGACAGCAACUUCUUGGCCAGAGCAUUGACUUCCAAACAGAGAAAUGGUUACGCUUCCGUGCUCUUUUAUGCUUCCUGGUGCCCAUUUUCACGCAGCAUGCGUCCAAAAUUUGACAUUCUCAGUUCCAUGUUUCCUCAAUUGGAACAUCUGGCAGUUGAAGAGUCUUCAGCUUCACCAAGUAUAUUUUCAAGGUACGGAAUUCAUAGCUUGCCGUCAAUCUUAAUUGUGAACCAGACAUCAAGUAUACGAUAUCGUGGUCCAAAAGGUCUCUCCUCAAUUGUACUAUUUUACGAGAAAACAGCAGGAUUUGAACCCGUUCAAUAUGUUUCUGAGGACGAACCGGUCGCAUCAGGAGACGACAGUAAAUAUGUGAUACAACUGUGGAACGAGGCAUUCUCAACAGAGAUAGUAAAAAGGGACCCCUACUUAGCCUUUUCCGUGUUGUUUCUAUGUUUAAGACUACUUCUAUCAAUAUUCCCCAAAGUACUAUCUCGUCUCAAAACAAUCUGGGUUUCGUAUUCUCUACAUUUGAACUUGGAAAUAUUCGGCGAGACAAGUCAGCUGUUUGCACGAGCCCUUCACAUGGUCGACGUGAGGAGAGUUUGGACCAAGUUGAGGCUAUGCAAAGCCAGGAACUUUCACCAAGGCGCACAGAGCGCCCGUGUUUGGGCCUCUUCAAUGGCUUCGGUCUCUUUGGGAAGAUCUUCUUCAGGUAGAUCCUCAUCCCAGUCCUAGUUUGUUGGAAGAACUCCUGGAUCAGACUGUAUUACAAACCAAUGCAAAGCUUCGGUACGUUAAGUCCUCUCUUGCGCGCACACGUUGAAUGUCGAAUUCUAUUGAUAGUGUUGAAACUUGAUAUGCAUGUUUCGAGUUGGGGGUUGAUUUUCUGGGAGGAAACCAACUAGAGCUAGCAUAUAAAUCUGGGAAUCAGCCUUUUCUUUCUUUUUCCCUUGUAUGUGUAUAUGUACUUUGCAGAUCAGUGGAAUGUGUAAGCUUUACUUGAAGCA
Messenger RNA from Hibiscus syriacus, 1265 nucleotides. RefSeq names its product 5'-adenylylsulfate reductase-like 5. The transcript has 4 exons. The record is from RefSeq and is a predicted model, not a curated record. The coding region runs from base 52 to 993 and encodes 313 amino acids. NCBI's taxonomy places the organism in Eukaryota, Viridiplantae, Streptophyta, Magnoliopsida, Malvales, Malvaceae.